Gekko japonicus is the source of this 3103-nucleotide messenger RNA. RefSeq names its product procollagen-lysine, 2-oxoglutarate 5-dioxygenase 3 (gene PLOD3). The record is from RefSeq and is a predicted model, not a curated record. The transcript has 19 exons. Gene Ontology annotation, molecular function: iron ion binding; L-ascorbic acid binding; procollagen-lysine 5-dioxygenase activity. Gene Ontology annotation, biological process: peptidyl-lysine hydroxylation. Gene Ontology annotation, cellular component: endoplasmic reticulum. Lineage: Eukaryota; Metazoa; Chordata; Lepidosauria; Squamata; Gekkonidae. Bases 1 to 2169 code for a protein of 722 amino acids.
AUGGCAGAGUGGAAGUUCAGACCUGAAAGCAACAGCCCGGUGAUGUGGGCUAGCAAAGGGAAGCUGCUGGUACUGACGGCAGCCACGGAGGAGACGGAAGGGUACCAGCGCUUCCUACGAACAACCAAAUACUUCAACUACACGGUCAAGACUCUUGGCCUAGGGGAGGACUGGAAGGGAGGGGAUGUUGCCCGGACGGUUGGCGGAGGGCAGAAAGUCCGCUGGCUGAAGGCAGAAAUGAAGAAGUAUGUCAAUGAGGAAGACCUGAUAGUCAUGUUUGUGGACAGCUAUGACGUGAUCCUGGCCGGCGGCCCCGUCGAACUUCUGCAGAAGUUCCAGCAGUUCGACAGCAACUUGGUCUUCUCGGCGGAAAGCUUCUGCUGGCCGGAGUGGUCGCUGGCGGAAAAGUACCCCCCAGUGGCUGUGGGAAACCGGUUUCUCAACUCCGGAGGAUUCAUUGGCUAUGCUUCCGUCAUCAAUCGCGUUGUCCAGCUAUGGAAGUACAAGGAUGACGACGACGACCAGCUCUUCUACACGCGUAUUUACUUGGAUCCUGCCUUGCGGGAGAAAUAUGGGAUCACCCUGGAUCACAAGUCAAAAAUCUUUCAGAACCUGAAUGGCGCCAUUGAGGAAGUCGUUCUGAAGUUCGAACCGAUCCGGGUGCGUGCCCGAAAUGUCGCCUACGACACCCUACCUGUUGUCAUCCAUGGCAAUGGCCCUACCAAGCUGCAGCUGAACUACCUGGGGAAUUACAUCCCCAAUGUCUGGACAUACGAGGGGGGUUGUGAAGUGUGUGACCAAGGACUCCUGGACCUGUCAAGCUUGGCGGACGACUCCUAUCCCCACGUGCUCAUUGGCGUGUUCAUCGAGCAGCCGACUCCCUUCCUGCCUGAGUUCCUUCAGCGUCUCCUGACCUUUGAUUACCCUUACUCUCGCCUCAGCCUCUUCAUCCACAACCGGGAGGUGUAUCACGAGCAGCACAUCCAGGCCGAGUGGGAGCACCUUCAGGGGGCCUUCGACAGCAUCAAGCUCGUGGGUCCAGAGGAGGAAAUGAGUGAGGGCGAGGCCAGAGAUAUGGCCAUGGACCUCUGCCGCCAGGACCUUGCCUGUGGCUAUUACUUCAGCCUGGAUGCCGACGUGGUCGUGGUGAACCCCGAGAUCCUGCAGAUUCUCAUCCAGGAUAACAAGAAGGUGAUCGCUCCCAUGAUGUCCCGGCAUGGAAAGCUCUGGUCCAAUUUCUGGGGGGCCCUGAGCCCCGAAGGAUACUACGCCCGCUCGGAGGACUACGUGGAACUGGUGCAGGGCAAGAGGAUAGGUGUGUGGAACGUCCCUUACAUCUCCCAGGCUUACUUGCUGAGGGGGGAGACGUUACGCAGCGAGCUGGUCCAGCAGCACGUCUUCACUUUGGACGACAUGGACCCGGAUAUGGCUUUCUGCAAGAGUGUGCGGGAAAAGGGUAUCUUCCUUCACAUCAGCAACCGGGACGAGUUCGGGCGUCUCCUUUCCACCGCCAGCUUCAACACAUCCCGUCUGCAUCCGGACCUCUGGCAGAUCAUGGAGAACCCCCUGGACUGGCAGGAGAAAUACAUCCAUGAGAAUUACUCACAAGUGCUGGAGGGGGAAAGCCACAUGCAGCCGUGCCCUGACGUUUACUGGUUCCCAGUGUUCACCGACCAGAUGUGUGAUGAGCUGGUGGAAGAGGCUGAAAACUUUGGCCAGUGGUCGGGGGGGAAGCACGAGGACACCAGACUGGCUGGCGGCUACGAGAACGUCCCGACUGUCGAUAUCCACAUGAAUCAAAUUGGCUUUGAGAAGGAGUGGCUCCGGUUCCUACAAGAAUACAUCGCGCCCGUCACAGAGAAGCUCUAUCCUGGCUACUACACCAAGGCUCGGGCAAUCAUGAACUUCAUGGUCCGGUACCGACCUGAUGAGCAACCCUUCCUCCGUCCACAUCACGAUUCAUCCACUUUCACCAUCAAUAUUGCUCUCAACCAUAAAGGAGUGGACUAUCAGGGCGGAGGCUGCCGGUUUAUCCGCUACAACUGCACUGUGGAAUCCCCCCGCAAGGGCUGGAGCUUGAUGCACCCCGGACGCCUCACUCACUACCACGAAGGACUGCCCACGACCAGUGGCACCCGCUACAUCAUGGUCUCUUUUGUGGACCCCUAACGCCCGUCCGGCCUCCUUUUUGGCCCUGGGGUGCAGAACGGGCCACCGCGGUCAAAGCACUGAAAACCAAAGACUUGUGGGGGGCAGAAGAGGUCUCCUCGCUCGCCCCACUGCCACUUUCCAUAGUGCCUUCGGAAGGGAGAGAGAGACACGGGAACCCACCUGCCCAGCACAGACAGACCCAGCCCUGCCUCGUGCAGAACUUAGGUCACCACUAGGGUCUGGAGCCAUCGCUGCCUUCUGCCUGCCCAGCCGUGGUAUGAACCAGGCAGACUUGCACCACAAUCCAAACUGGUUUAGGCUGGUUGCUUCUCUUCUGUGGACCCACAACAACCACUUCUCUUAACAGGGAUCCCGCCCUGGAGAUUUGCCUCUGUGGCCCAGGCACGAGGUUCCUCAAGCCUGCAGUCUUCCAGCUGGCCCAAGGUCACCCAGCAAGCUCUGUGGUAGAGAUUUGAACCUGGGCCCCCCAGCUUCCUUAUGCGCACGUUGUAGCACCUCUCUUUGUUUUAGGGAACUGAAGAAGGGCAAGAGAGCAUGUGAGAAUCACGAGUUCUAAUACCCAUUGGCAGACCGGACAGGCCCCUGAUCUUACAGGGCCUGAAAGAGGGCUGUAGGUAGAAGCCCAAGACUUCUGGAGACAGUAAAAACUAUUAUUCCCAUUUGCCUACCAAUGCUCACUUGACUGGCAGGCCGAAACUGGGGGGGGAUCAUCUUGGAGAGAAAAAUAGAGAAAGAGGGCCUUGUCUAUUUACUUGAAGUUCUGCCCACAGAGUUCCUGGUGAUUCCUAGAGCUACCCAGAAGUGUACAACGAGGCCUUGUCUACUUACAGGAAGUUCUGACCAUAGAGUUCAUGAUAAUUCCUAGUAACACUGGGUAGUUCUAGGAAUAGCCAGGAACUCUAUGGUCAGAGCUUCCUGUAAGUAGAUGAGA